Auxenochlorella protothecoides is the source of this 1260-nucleotide messenger RNA. RefSeq names its product Ornithine aminotransferase, mitochondrial. The transcript has 4 exons. The record is from RefSeq and is a predicted model, not a curated record. Gene Ontology annotation, cellular component: cytoplasm. NCBI's taxonomy places the organism in Eukaryota, Viridiplantae, Chlorophyta, Trebouxiophyceae, Chlorellales, Chlorellaceae. Gene Ontology annotation, molecular function: identical protein binding; L-ornithine transaminase activity; pyridoxal phosphate binding. The coding region runs from base 1 to 1260 and encodes 419 amino acids.
AUGGCCGGGUCGUCCCAUGAUCUGGACCCCGCCCCGACCCCCGCCCAGCAAAAAAUCAUCGACCUGGAGAACAAGCACGGCGCCCACAACUACCACCCCAUCCCCGUGGUGCUGACCCGCGGCGAGGGCGUUUUCAUGUGGGACGUGGAGGGCAAGCGCUACUACGACUUCCUGGCAGGCUACUCGGCGGUGAACCAGGGGCACUGCCACCCCAAGAUCAUCCGUGCCCUGAUCGACCAGGCCCAGAAGCUGACGCUCACCUCCCGCGCCUUCUUCAAUGACUGCCUGGGCGAGUACGAGGAGUACAUCACCGGCCUGCUGGGCUAUGACAAGGUCCUGCCCAUGAACACGGGGGUGGAGGGCGGCGAAACCGCCGUCAAGCUGGCCAGGCGCUGGGGGUAUAGCGUGAAGGGCGUGCCCAAGAACCAGGCCAAGAUCCUGUUUGCGCGCGAGAACUUCUGGGGCCGCACCACCACUGCCAUCUCCUCCUCCACCGACCCGGAGAGCUACGAGGGCUUCGGCCCCUACAUGCCCGGCUUUGAGAUCAUCCCCUACAACGACCUGGGUGCCCUGGAGGCUGCGCUGGAGGCCGACCCCAACAUCGUGGCCUUCAUGGUGGAGCCCAUCCAGGGCGAGGCCGGCGUGGUUGUCCCCGACCCCGGCUACCUGGCCAAGGCCAAGGCCCUGCUGCAGAAGCACCGCGCGCUGCUGAUCGCGGACGAGGUCCAGACGGGGCUGUGCCGCACGGGCAAGAUGAUGGCCUACCAGCACGACGACGUCCGCCCCGACAUGCUCAUCCUGGGCAAGGCGCUGUCGGGCGGGACCAUGCCCAUCUCCGCCGUCCUGGCGGACGACGAGGUGAUGCUGGGCAUCGGGCGCGGGCAGCACGGCUCCACCUUUGGCGGCAACCCCCUGGCCGCCAAGGUGGCCGUCGCCUCGCUCCGCGUGCUGGUGGACGAGGGCCUGGCAGAGGCCUCGGCGCGUCUGGGCGAGUCCUUCCGCGCCCAGCUGCGCGCCAUCGACACCCCGCUGCUGGAGUCGGUGCGCGGCAAGGGCCUGCUCAACGCCAUCGUCAUCGACGAGAGCAAGGGCUGCUCCGCCUGGGAGCUGUGCCUGGACCUGGCGCGCCGCGGCUUCCUCACCAAGCCCACGCACGGCAACAUCAUCCGCCUCGCCCCCCCGCUCGUCAUCUCCGAGGAGCAGCUGAAGGAGGCGGCCGGCAUCCUGCGCGAGGCACUGCUCGCCAACACCAAGGCUUAG